AUGGCCAUGUCGCAGGCUCUGUCAGAGGAGGAGUUUCAUCGGAUGCAGGCUCAGCUGUUGGAGUUGAGGACUCAGAACUAUCAGCUGUCAGAUGAUCUCAGGAAAAACAAUACAGAGCUGAACGCCGUCCGUCAGAAAAAUGCCGUGUUGGAAAGAGAUUUUAUCAAAGCUCAGAAGGCUCUGAACAAGAGCAAGAAAGCUCAGGAGGUGGAUGCUCUGCUGAGUGAGAACGAGAUGCUUCAGGGGAAACUUCACAGUCAGGAAGAAGAUUUCAGACUUCAGAACAGCACACUGAUGACUGAGCUGUCCAAGCUGUGCACUCAGAUCGAGCAGCUGGAGAAGGAGAACCAGGAUCUGAAGGAAGGAGGCGGAGCUUCAGCCUCUAGCCCCGCCCCCAACCCCCCCGCCUCCAGCCCUGUGGACGGAGAGCUGCUCCGCCUGCAGGCCGAAAACUGCACCCUGCAGAAGAAGAUGAGAGCCCUCCAGGACCGCUUCGACAAGGAGCACCAGAGACAGGCGGUCGCCCAGGGCAACCAGGGCGCCGUCGCCACGGAGACCGACGGCUCAGCCAGCGCCAACGGUGUCUCUGAUGUCACAGGGAGAGGGGAGGAGCCAGCAGUGGAGGGAGCCAAUGAGAGAGCAGAACAGACGGAGGCUCAGCUGGAGCACACAGAGAAACAGACACACGUCUGA
Molecule: messenger RNA, 693 nt
Organism: Scomber scombrus (Atlantic mackerel)
Lineage: Eukaryota; Metazoa; Chordata; Actinopteri; Scombriformes; Scombridae
Product: GRIP1-associated protein 1-like
Exons: 9
Coding region: 1-693 (230 amino acids)
Biological process (GO): neurotransmitter receptor transport, endosome to postsynaptic membrane; regulation of recycling endosome localization within postsynapse; regulation of modification of synaptic structure
Cellular component (GO): glutamatergic synapse; extrinsic component of postsynaptic early endosome membrane; postsynaptic recycling endosome
Source: RefSeq, a predicted model, not a curated record